Oldenlandia corymbosa var. corymbosa is the source of this 4607-nucleotide messenger RNA. Lineage: Eukaryota; Viridiplantae; Streptophyta; Magnoliopsida; Gentianales; Rubiaceae. The record is from the annotation of a GenBank genome assembly.
GAAAAAACUAUCAAAAUAAUGAGCCAAACAGAUUACACGACUAAAUCUGCUGAACUCUUAUCCGUUUCAUCUAAAGGCAAGGGGCCUAAUUCACAUCAACUGGUUCAAACCACUUCCAUAACAAGCAAUAUUCAAGAUAACUACGCCAUUCAGCUACGAUAACACUUGUUCUUUUACUGCUCCCAAGUCCCGUGGUGCUACAUUAGGACAUUCCGAAGUUUCAACAUCUUGGAAUGGCUGAAACAACUGGAUUCUACUUUCAAAACUUGCAAAAGGUACGCAGUUUUAAGUUACAAAGUUUUUCCAGUCUCAUCAACUAACUACUGUAAUCAUUACCGGUACCUAGGAUUUCUAUACUAGGAAAGAUUUCAUACGUUAAAACUUUGAAAAGUCUGUCCAUCAAGAGGAAACUGUCCUCCAUUUCUCGUUGACAUUGCAUAAAUAUAUCUUAAACAACAUGGUUUUCAACUCUGGAAAGCCGGAGGACUGGUAAUUUCUUCGGAUAGAAUGGAAAAACUAUGCGAACCUACGUUAUAUGGCAAUGAGAACAAAAUGUGAAAAGGUUUCAUAAAACAGUUUCUAACAUGCUUAUAUAGGUCUAACAAGGUUGCUGAUUGGAAACGACAUUAACAGAAUGCAAUGAACUUGAAAUAUGAACCUAAAGAGAAUGUCAAAGUCACAAGUUUUACCAGGAAAAUGGACCUAAUUUCCAGGUUCAGUCCUAUAUAAACCUCAUAGCUUGUCACCCUUCUGCAAACCAACCAUUUCCUCGUUUAUCCUCCCCACAUUUGCAAGCUACAUUCUUUAGAUGUCGCCCCUAAAAUGUCUCUUGUUCUUUUCGGCGCUUUUUCUUGUCGUGCAAACAUUUGGAAAUGCUGAGACAUGCUCCGACUGUUUCACCCACUCCAGAGCUACUUACUACCCCAAUUCAGAUGAAAAAGGAACGGAAGGUAACAAUUAGAUCAAAAUGUACAAUAAGAUAUUAAUCCUCGCAUCAUGCAUUUAUCAGUUUAAGCAACAUGAUAUUAUGCAUGUCGUUUUUCACUUUAUUCAUGAUCUGACAUAAUAACUGCAGUUGGUGAAUGUGGUUAUGGUGCAUUUGGAGCAACAAUCAAUGGAGGAGAUGUCUCGGCUGCAUCAGACCUAUAUCGAGGAGGUGUAGGGUGUGGUGCCUGCUAUGAGGUGAUUUAAACAGCUGUAAUUAGUUAGCCAUAGUGGUCAGAACAUGAAAAUCAGAGUUCUUUUACAUUUUCUCCAUUCAUGUGUGCAACCUCUAAAUAUGCUGUUCUUCAUCAGGUGAGAUGUACAAAUAGCUAUUACUGUUCGGAUAAAGGAGUCACAGUAGUUAUAACUGACCAUGGAAGCAGCGAUCAUACUGACUUCAUUCUAAGCAGGCGAGCCUUUAGUCGGAUGGCACAGAACACGGAUGCAGCAGCCUCGCUGCUAGCCCUUGGAAUAAUCGACAUAGAAUACAGAAGGGUCCCAUGCAGCUAUCCAAACAGAAACAUUACAUUUAAGAUUGACGAGAGCAGCAAUAAUCCUCAUUAUAUGGCUUUUGUAAUUUGGUACCAGCAAGGAGAGAGUGAUAUUACUGCUGUGCAACUCUGUGAGACACAAACUUUCGAAUGUAAGUUACUGGACAGGAGCCAUGGAGCAGUGUGGACAACUACUGCACCCCCCAGUGGACCCUUAUCAAUAAGGAUGCUAUUCAGUGCUGAUGAUGAAGAUGAGAAAUGGGUAGUUCCAUCAAAUAACAUACCUGGAAACUGGAAACCUGGAGAUAUAUAUGAUGCAGGAGUACAAGUAGAUGCCUAGCCAAACAGACUGAAAGUUGUCAAUAUUUGGUUACUGCAUACUAGUUUCUUCAAAUUGAAGGACAAUAAUUUUUUUCAUUGUAUUGCCGUAGACUGAUAUAAAUCACAAGAAGAUCACAAGUUGGUGAUUUUGAUUUAUUUUCCACCAUUAAACAAAGAAAAUUGAUACCUUUCCAACUAUCUAGGCAACUUUGCUACACUGUAUGGAGAAUGGAAAUAAUGAUCUAUGAUAUAGUAAUCUACAUAAAAGUACCUUGUCAAUUUCUUCAUAGAUAAUGACCAAAAGCAUUUUAACUUAAUAGCCUCGUAGAUUGAAGUUGGAUAAGUGCUUCUCAACAUAUAGCUGGCAUUUGUCUCUAUACUUACCUACUUUUCACAUCUACCAGUAAUGAAUUUUUGAAAGAUAACAAGAUAGUGAUGAACCACGUCUCACCUACAGUAGCUUCAGACACUUGUAUACACCGCUUUUUAAACUGAAGGAGAUUAUAGUUACUCAAGGGAACUGCAUUAUCACAGCAAUGAAAACCACCCUUGAUGAUUCAUCCAGAGGCCAGGCCAAGAUAUUUUUAGAUCACUCCCUUCCGAUUGCAAAUCUUAGAACACAAAAUCAUUCCGAUAUUAAGAGUAGAUAGCAGAGUUUAAAGCAAACACUAUGUUUCUUGAUAAGAAAUAUCCGUUAAAUUGGCAGAUUCACUCUCUUCUAUAAGAAAGUUUUCUUCUUGUGAUUCAACUAAUCAUGAAGGAAAUGUCCAUACUCUCCUUUUUACCACAACCACCAAAUUUAUACAGUCUGGUUAGGACAACUUUAAUUUUGUACCCAUUUCUCUCAACAUUGAGUACAAAAUCCUCUUCUUAUGGGCAGACUUAUUUCUCGAAUGUAAAUCAAAAUUUGAGUCUGUGACAGAUGACAUGCUAGACCCAGCUAUCUUUUCUGCCCCCUUACCUUUCAUCAUCUUCCUGAUGUGCUCAACAUCGUCCCAUCUUCCUUCAGUAGCAUAGAUAUUGGAUAACAACACAUAUGGCCCCAAUUCCCCUGGUUCCAUCUUGAUUAAUUGCUUUGCAACAAUUUCUCCAAGUUUGAGUCUGGAAUGCGAUCGGCAUGCAGAAAGUAAAGCCCCCCAAAGAGGCUUUCCAGUUUCUGCAGGAAUUUCCAUCACGAGUUCUUCGCAAUCUUUCAACAAACCUGCCCGACCAAGGAGAUCAACCAUGCAACCAUAGUGCUCAACCUUUGGUUCUAUACCGUAAACUCUUUGCAUUAAAUCAAAGUACCACCAUCCCUCCAGCACCAUUCCUCCAUGGUUACAUGCGCUCAAAAUGCAGGUAAAAGUUGCAUCAUUUGGCAUCACUCCCCUCUUCUGCAUCUCCAUAAACAACUCAAGGGAUUUGUCUCCUUGCCCAUACAUUCCAUACGCUAUUAUCAUAGAAUUCCAUGUCACGACACUUCUCUCUGGCAUUUCAUCAAAGAUCUCUUCUGCCAAAUCAAUGGCUCCACACUUGGAGAACAUGGAUAAAAGAGUAGUCAUAAGCAGAACAUCUGGCUUGAUACUUGAACUAGAUUUUAUAUAUGAAUGGAUCCACUUACCUCUAUCAAGCUUCCCCAUUUGUGCACAGGAAGUCAAAACACUUACAAGUGUAGCCUCAUUAGGUUGAACAUUCCCUAGAUCCAUCAUUCUAUCAAACAAUUUCAAGCACUCGUCAUAAUCCUUCAACCUCACAUAAAGAGCCAACAUAGUGUUCCAAGAAACCACAUUCCGUAUACUCAUUUGAUUAAAGAACAACCUUGCUCCAUCUUUCUCUCCAAUCUUUGCAUACCCUUCAAUCAUACAGUUCCAAGAAACGAUGUCUCGGUAAGGCAUCUUUUCAAAUAAUUCUUUUGCUGCAAUCAUGUCUCCAAUCCCCGCAUAACCUGAAAUUAUUGAGUUCCAACUGAAAAUGUCCCGUUCUUGCAUCCUAUCAAAAAGAACCCGGGCAAUAGUUACUUCUCCGUUCUUCACAUAUCCGUCAAUCAUGGUAUUCCAAGUAACCAAAUCUGAGUCAGAACUCAUAUCAAACACCUUCCUUGCAUCUUCAACUCUAGAACAGACUGAAUACAAAUGGAUCAAAGCAUUUCUCACGUACAAAUUCCAUUGAAACCCAAAUUUCACAGCUUGACCAUGAAUCUUUUCACCAUGUUUCAGUGAUGCCAAAUCAGCACAGGCCUUAACCACUGUAGGAAAAGUAUGAUGAUUUUGAAAGAUACCAUUUUUAAGCAUCCCAUCAUAGUAGAACGCCAAUGCUCUCUCCGGGCUGUCGAAUUUCAGAAAACCCCUAAUGAUGGUAUUACAUAAAAAUGCAUCAGGGUUUUCAAGAUUGUUGAAUAAUUUGACAGCAAGGGGAAGAGUAGCCUGAAAAGAACAGAGCUUUUUAAUUGCUCUGCUGGCAGCAAGGGGAUGUUCAAUUAGGCCUAAAACAAUCAGGUGAGCAUGAACUUGGUUGAAAUGGCGUAAAUUGGGACCGAUUGACUCCAAAAUCUGCAGGACCGGAUGGCUAAGCUGCAAAAUAGGCACCCCAUUAUUGUAUUGGGCAUUGAGUUUUACUUCAUUCGUGUCUGCCCAAAGUUUGGGCUUUGGUCUGGAGAGAUUUUUCUGGGUGGCAAUGAAUUUUUCAAGAUUUCUCGUGGAUAGAUUUAACGGAGCUGUAGAAGGUUUGAGACGAAUGUUCAUAGUUUUCUCUUUUCUGUUAGCAUUUGGCGGGAAUGCCCAGCAUGUAUCUCUCCCUUCUGCUUACCCUGAAGCCUAGAGUAUAAUCUUUUAC